AUGUCGGACGAUCUGAGCGCGUUUUUCGCGAAGAAGAAAGACAAGAAAAAGAAGAAUGUCGUUAAGAUGGAAGAUGUGGGACAUAUUCUUGAGCUCAAAGUAAAAAGACAGGAGGAAAAUGAUCAGUUACAAUUGGAAAAUGAUAUGCGCAAUGCCGAUGAAGGUGAGUACCAAGUGCGUGCACGUGGUAACAGUAAUGUACCUGGACAAACUAGUGGUGAAGAAAGUGAAUGGAUCGACUACACUGACACCAACCAAGGACGGUUGGAAGGGCUGAAGAUCAAAGAUAUGGGUGCAGAAAGCGGAGAUGUCGCUGAGGAAGACCAUGCGGAUGAUGAAGACCUUAAGAUCCAUACAGAAUCGAUUAGAACAUGGGGCCAAGUUGAGAAAAAGGACGAGGAUGAUGAUCAUCAGAAUGAUGAUAAUUUUGCGACAUUCAAGACCAAGUCCACCUAUGUGAUUCCUGCUCAGAGGAGCAUGGGAGGGAUGCGUACCAAUACUCAGAAGGUGGAUAUAUCGAAUAGCGAAAUGUUCCCAUCACUUGCUGAUGCUAGCAAAAUUGAAAAGGACAAGAAAGAAGAGGCGAAAGGAUCUGGAGGAUGGGUGAAAAGUGGCAGUAGCGCUAGCUCAGAAAAUCGCCCGCUAUCUAAUGUGAAUCGGUGGACUAUGUCGUCAGGUCCUCCGCCAAAUGCGUCUCGUGAAAGAGAGAACGCUAUCAAGCCGUCGUCGCUCAACAGUGCUCAGAAUCCAACUCCUGCGCCAGUGAUCCGCGAAAAAGAACCGGAAGCACCUAAGCCCGGAAAAUAUGUGCCACCAUCAUUAAGGAACAGAAACUAA
Messenger RNA from Ostertagia ostertagi, 837 nucleotides. The record is from the annotation of a GenBank genome assembly. Lineage: Eukaryota; Metazoa; Nematoda; Chromadorea; Rhabditida; Trichostrongylidae.